AAUACGCGAAAAUUCAUUAGCUGAUGAGGGCAGAAGGGAAAUUCAUCCUGAUGGGGGCAGAAGGGCUCAUUUUUUCCAAACCUAAUUAGUUUUCAAGCCUAAUUCACAAGCUGCACUGCAGAAAUUGAAGGGAUUCAACAAGAAUGUCGGGCAUCUAUAAUCGGGCUCCAUCUGCUCCUUCCAAGACUGCUCUCCCGCCUCAAGAACUCCUCGACGAUCUCUGCAGUCGAUUUGUUCUUAAUGUUCCUAAGGAAGACCAGCAGUCUUUUGAGAGAAUUCUGUUUCUUGUAGAGUAUGCACAUUGGUUUUAUGAAGAUAACUCGGUUGAGAAGGACCCAUCCUUGAAGUCAUUAACUUUGAAAGAAUUUACUUCGUUAUUGUUUAACAACUGUGAUGUUCUAAAACCAUAUGUUGCACAUAUAGAUGACAUAUUUAAGGAUUUUACUUCGUAUAAAGUUCGGGUUCCAGUUACAGGUGCCAUUAUAUUGGAUGAAACUUACGAACGGUGCUUACUAGUGAAAGGAUGGAAAGGAACUAGUUGGAGCUUUCCCCGAGGGAAAAAGAGCAAAGAUGAGGAAGACCAUAAGUGUGCCAUUAGGGAGGUCCUCGAGGAGACAGGUUUUGACGUUUCAAAUCUUCUUAAUACAGAUGAUUUCAUUGAGAAUAUCUUUGGACAGCAGAGAGUGAGACUGUACAUAGUUGCUGCAGUUAAAGAUGAUACACACUUUGCUCCACUCACUAAGAAAGAGAUAAGCGAAAUUGCAUGGCACCGUCUUGAUGAACUUCAACCGGCAAAUGACAACGUCAUAUCUCGUGGAAGUACUGGGCUGAAGCUCUACAUGGUUGCUCCAUUUCUGGCAGACUUAAAGUCGUGGAUUUCUGUGCAUCCGCCACCCAUAGCACCUCGACCUGAUAAACCUCGCAAAGGAAUCACUAUGUGGAAGGCCAAAACCAGUUCGACUGGAAGCAGUUCAUUAGCACUAGAGAGCCAAUCGAACCGUGUAGUCGGGGAUGUGAAUCCUCCUCCUCCUCCACCUGAUUCAGGCCCAGGUAGGAGCUUUAUAAACUUCAGAUUUAAUACUGCUCCUAUAUUACAAGCUGUCGACGAUGCGUUCUCAACAUGAAAUACUUCUUUUUUUCCUUUUCUUUUUUUUGGGUGGGGGUGGGGGGUAGUGAAAACUUGUAUGCUCAUGAUCCUGUGGCAUUUCAAAAUUUAUUAGCGGUGGAUAUCAUCAAGUAGGGCUUCGCUGUAUAUUUUGUGGUUGUGAGUUCAUAUGUUGACUGCUCCUUGUCUUGUCUUGUCUUGUGUUGUCUUAGUGUUGUGCAUAACAUAACAAAGUUAAUGUUGUUGCUACUCUUCAGGUUUUGUGUUGUGCAUAACAUAACAAAGUUAAUGUUGUUGCAA
Messenger RNA from Andrographis paniculata, 1405 nucleotides. RefSeq names its product mRNA-decapping enzyme subunit 2. Gene Ontology annotation, biological process: deadenylation-dependent decapping of nuclear-transcribed mRNA; nuclear-transcribed mRNA catabolic process, nonsense-mediated decay. The coding region runs from base 144 to 1124 and encodes 326 amino acids. Gene Ontology annotation, molecular function: manganese ion binding; 5'-(N(7)-methylguanosine 5'-triphospho)-[mRNA] hydrolase activity; RNA binding. The transcript has 8 exons. Gene Ontology annotation, cellular component: cytoplasm. The record is from RefSeq and is a predicted model, not a curated record. NCBI's taxonomy places the organism in Eukaryota, Viridiplantae, Streptophyta, Magnoliopsida, Lamiales, Acanthaceae.